Moneuplotes crassus is the source of this 1355-nucleotide messenger RNA. The record is from the annotation of a GenBank genome assembly. Lineage: Eukaryota; Ciliophora; Spirotrichea; Euplotida; Euplotidae.
UUCUUGACUCUUUAUCAGAUUCCAGCAGUAUAAAACUAGAAAAUUGCAUACAGUAUCUGUUACAGGCUUAACAUUAAAAAUAUUCCAAAGGUAUUUUCAAUUUCAUAAACAUUCAAAAAAUUGACCAUUCAGACCAAAGCUCUUGAAGCAAAAUCUUGGUUAAUGAAGAACCUAGAGAAGUUGAUCCUGGGAAAGGAUAAUUCACCACAAUUGAUCUCCCCAUUUGGAACUGCCACGAUUCGACAUUUCAAAUGAAAUGAAGUUGGGAAGUACGUCCGGAAAAACUACGAUGAAGAAGUAGAGGAGAAGAUCAAACAUGAGAAGUACCAAAAGUCUCUAUUUGAUAAGUUCAAGCUCACCUCUUGUCUAGACCUCCUCCAGAAGCACAAACCUAAGCUUACUACUGGGUGUAAGUAUAUCGAUGAGUUCCUGAAGGGAGGAAUUCCUUCUGGAAGACUUUUCGAAGUCUUCGGAGAAGGCUCUACAGGCAAAACUCAAUUCAUUUGUCAAUUGAUGAUUCAUUCAGUCCUGCCUGAAGAGUUUGGAGGUCUUGGUGGUAAAGCUCUAGCCGUGCUCACAGGUAAAACUCUCAGUGAGAAGCGCUUUAAUGAGAUCAAGGAUAAUAUCCUUGAACAAAACCCUGGCAGUAAGACCUGUGAUGAGGUCGAUCGGGAUCUCAAACUGCUAGAAAUCUCACAGAAGAAUGUCUAUGAGAGCUUCAUGGAAGAUAUUGAGAAAAAAGUUGAGAAUGAUAAUAUAAAAUGUCUCAUCAUUGACAAUAUCGCUUCCAUCUGUGAAGCUUUCUCUGAAGCCCAAUAUGAAGAAGAUAAGGAAGAUAUGAUGAAUAAAAGAGAGAAGAAGGAAGCUGAUAAGUUCCGUUUCGAGAAAACCAAGGAUGCUUUUAAUAGCCUCAGCAACCCUAAUACCUUCGGAGAGAACGAGAAUGAAGAAACAUCUCAUAGAGAUCCGCCGAUGAUUGAUUACAUCAAACGGGCUGAGUUUUUAGCUUAUAAUGGAAAAGUUCUGAAAAGACUUGCUGAGGAGAAAGGAAUGGUGGUAAUCACGGUAAACACUGUAUCUGCAGAUAUGGCAUUCAAGAAUAACGAUGAAGAUCCCACUAAAAUGUUCACAGAGAAGUACAGAGCCAGGGCGAAUUAUAAGGCAUCCCUAGGAAACACAUGGACUUACCAAGUAAAUGAUAGAAUUUGCUUCCAAAAAAUCCAAAGGAGCUCAAAUAACUUCACUAGAAAACUAGUUGUCGACAAAUCAUCGCACUGGCCUCAUGUUACCAUGGAGUUUGAAAUCCACGAAGGUGGUAUUAAAGGUGUUAUUAAAUAAUUCCCAAUAACUUUCCU